ACAGCACGCACAACUCCACAUAAGGCCCCUGCCCACAGUCCAGCGGCACGACACGCCAUGGCCUCGAAAGAACCGCCAUUGUUUGGCCCAGUGGGUAAGGAGGGCGAUAUCGAUGGCUUCGCCAUGGCUGCAAUCGAUUGGGAGGCGGGCGUGUUGGACACUCUGGAAGCGAAGCUAAAGCGAUUGCUUCCCGCAGCACGAGAAGAAGCACCCACAGAAGAAACCACCGCCGGGGCAACCGCCGCCACCCCCGCGGAGGCAGAGAGAGCGCACCUCAUGGAAGAGCUCGAUAGGCUUGGCGAGGAAAAGGAGAAGCUCAGGGAGAAGAAGCUCGCCCUACUGCGGCAGCAGCAAUCUCCAAAGAGCUCAGGCGAUGGUGUGGCUGUGGAGGAUCUGACGAUCGAAGAUGUUGAAGAGAUCACGAUGCGACUCGACGAGGGUGUUUCGACGGAGAGCAGCGGAGGGCCAAGAGUGGUUGUGGACUAUCUCCGCUUUCCGGCGGCAGGGGUGGAGGCGGAGGCAUCGACGUUCGUGCUGCCGGAUCCCCCGUCCCCGUGCGCGGCGGCGGUGGGGGCGGUGGUGCUCGAAUCUUUGAUGAUUUCUCGGCCCUCGAUGGACUCCCUCCCUGGGCUGAUCUCGCCGUCGGAAGAAGAGAUGCUCGCCGCGUUCUCGUACGACGACUUCUCCCCCUCCCCGUACACCACGAGUUCUCCCCCGGCGUCGCCCCCUUCCCCUGCCCACGCCGACGAUACCGCGGAAGCAGGCGAAGACCCGUGGCCAGAUCGUGACGGCGAUGGCAUGGACUCGCCGCCUCUGAAAGCGGACACGACGUCGGUGGACGCUGCUACGGAAGCAGGAUCUUCGAUCUCGUCGUCCUCAGUGUCCGACAACGACUUGGACCACGUACUGCCCGCCCCUUGCCUUCCCCCGUCACCGGCUUCUGCAAGGGAAGUUUCUCCAGAUGAAGCAGUUGUGACUUACCAUGCGCGAUGUCAAGCAUAGGGCCGCGCACGACCCGGGGCUGCCCCUGACGGAGGAACAAGAACUCAGUCCGCCAAUGAUUUGUGGGGGGUUUUCGACAGGUGGCAGAUGGAGCGAAUGACCCUGGCGGCCGGGGUCAAGGUCGGAGGUGCUUAACACUACAGUAGCUGGGCGAUGUACGCCUGGACUUGAUAACAACUUGAGUGAUUUACUCACGCAGCCGGGGGGAUCUGUCAUCAUGAUCAUCGAAUUUCUGCACCUUCGAACCCGCGCGGGCGGGUGGGAUAGACGUGUUCUAUCGCAUCAGAUUUCAUUUUUUUCGCCGGCGGUGCUUCGGGCAAGGAGCCUGUACUGUCCGAAGUGGAUCGGAUUUCACGGCAGGAUCGCUUCAACGAAGUUGAAGCUUGCCAUAGUGUUUUGAAUCGGGCGGCGAAGCUAUGCGUUCGUCCGUCAAUAUGUAUUUAUGUGUGCACGUUGCGUUACAUUAUUUAUGAAUGUUUUGUUUUAGGAUACUGCCGAACGUCUGCAGGCUUGAGUUGAAGGUGGUUGUACAUGGUGUAUUUCCUGGGUAGUAUACGUUGCCACUCACCGUUCAUGUGCCGGAGCGCUCAUAUGAAUCAUCUUCACCCCACAAAAGUAGGACCAGAGCAUUACGAAAGAAACCAAGAGAAGUGGCAUAAGGGAAUGAGGUUCGGUUACCGGCACCACACUUGAUCCGAUAGGGUAGAGUGGCUUAAAAAAGUCCAUGUGCUCAUCCGAUUGAGACAUUGUAUGGGUUUGAGUCGUGCUGAAAAACAUUGUGCUUCUUUUGAUGGGGCGGGCACUAUUGUGCUUUGCCGAAAAGAAAACGAAACCGUUUUUUUUUCUGGAUUUCGCUCCGGUACCAUAUUGACGUGUGCUGGAUGGACGUGCGUGAAAGUCGAGUGAUUUAGAUCAAACCGGGAACAUUGUUUUUAUGCAUGUGUGUAUGUAUCUGCGUAUCUGGAAGUGUUUUCAGAGGUAACUGCACGACGGGUGCAUGCUUGUGCUUGGAAGUUGAGACCUCGUCAGGUAGUUGGUUUGAAAAGUUUGCGAGAAUGUUCUAUCUGUGAGAGCGGAGGUCGAAUAUUUCGUUGUAGUCUGUACAGCACUGCUUUGGACGGCACGAACAUGUCAGCGCCUACUGCUUGUGUCACAUGUGUCGCAGACUUCGUUUUUUUAGGGGAAGGGGGGGGGGGGCAUUACACCACUCGUCACACAUCGCGCCCGCCGGUCUCGUGGUGGGUGAGAGCGGUCUGAUAAAUAUACAAAGGCAAACAAAACGUCCGACCGAGGUGGGAGAUAACCUACCUCCCCGAUUACCAUGGAUCCGAUCCGAUCCGAAGUAUGUAGGCAGUCGAACGAAGAGUUGAACCCGAACCAACACCUUUUUUUUGUUGGGAAAUGGCCAAGUAGAACAUGAUGGUGAUUGUGUGUGGAGACGUGAACGAAGGGGCUCGUUGGGCUUGUGUUUCCGCCUGCAGCUAUCAGAGCUCAUUAGAACGUAGAGGGACAGAGAGGGGGCAACGAAUAAAAGGUUCUUCCGUGGUCAUCUGCUGGAAAUUGUUCAGUGUAAUGCUCCAUCAGAAAAGCGC
Messenger RNA from Ectocarpus sp. CCAP 1310/34, 2594 nucleotides. The record is from the annotation of a GenBank genome assembly. Lineage: Eukaryota; Phaeophyceae; Ectocarpales; Ectocarpaceae.